Messenger RNA from Chroicocephalus ridibundus (black-headed gull), 2655 nucleotides. It is a transcript of the gene ADGRG4, whose product is annotated as adhesion G protein-coupled receptor G4. Gene Ontology annotation, molecular function: G protein-coupled receptor activity. The transcript is spliced from 17 exons. NCBI's taxonomy places the organism in Eukaryota, Metazoa, Chordata, Aves, Charadriiformes, Laridae. The record is from RefSeq and is a predicted model, not a curated record. The coding region runs from base 157 to 2655 and encodes 832 amino acids. Gene Ontology annotation, cellular component: plasma membrane. Gene Ontology annotation, biological process: cell surface receptor signaling pathway; adenylate cyclase-activating G protein-coupled receptor signaling pathway.
UGUAUAUAGAUUCACUCUGCUCUCUGCACGAGGCAGCAUGUUGUGUUUUAUCCUGAUGUACCUCUAGAAGUACUGUCAAACAAAGGCUACUCUAGAGAGCCAGGUCCUAAUGUUUAAAGUAAUAGGCUCUAUUUUAAUGAGCACACUGAGUUUCUGAUGUUUGCUUUCCUUAAAAUCCAACUUGCAGCAAUUGAUUUUAACCAGCUUCUAACUUUUUGUGUCCUUCUAUGUGAUCUGACGAUGAAUGUAAAGCAGAUGUCACAAAGCUACGUCUGUAAGGCCAUUGUAAAGGCCACAUCACUUGAAAUGCAAGAAGUCCUGAGUCUCCGGAUCGAACAGUUGCUGAAUGACACUUAUGAAGAGGGACCAUUAUCCUUAUAUGUGAAACCUGAAGAUGUGGCUGUCAAGCCAAUAGCACUAAUGGAUUGUCCACAAAGUUUUUCACAUACAACCUACAAGGGGAAUUAUUCCUGGCCGCUAACAAGUCCGGCUACAGAAGCGGAGGUCAGCUGCAGGAAAAACCCUCUGCAGUCUGCUCAGAGGAGCUGUGCAAUUAGUAUUGAACUUGAGCAAGCUUUCUGGAAGAAACCAAAUAUGACUGAAUGUAAAUUACUGGAAGAACUUCCAAAUAAUAUUUUAGACCUUCAUAAUAUCAUGAUAACAGAAGACAAUGCACAAGAUGUUGUACAGCAUAUUUUAUACCUCUUGCCAGAUGCAACACUGCAUAUGGAAGAAUUAGAAAUCAUUACAAGUAAAAUUUCUGAUAUUGUAGGGGUUGCAGAUAUGACUGUGACACUUGCAGAGACUAUAUUGUCUAUACUAAACUAUAUUUUGCUGCAAAAAAUAGAAGAUCAGAACAUUAGAAAAAUGACCAAUAGUAUCCUGGGGACAACGGAAGAGAUAGGCUAUAAGGUGACUUACACAGAAAGAAAUACGUCGGUGAUAACCACUUCCUUGGCUUUGCUGGUGACAAGUCCGGACCCCAGUGUGUUUGGAGGGUUGGCCUUUGGCGUGACCUCCUACAACAGAGGCAUGGACCUCAAGAUCGAUGUUCAAGAAAACCCUUUCAAAAACGCCCUGGCCUCGGUGUUUUUGCCAAAAUCACUGAAGAAAUUCUUAGGGAUUGAGCACUCCGAUCCAGACAAGCAUUCGAAGAUCCAGUUUAAGUUUUUUGGCAUGACUUCACUCUUUGCAGAUGACAGUUUAAAGAAGGAGAGGCUGAAUACUUACGUUGUGGGUGCCAGCAUUGAACAUGCAUCAAUUCAGAACCUUAAUGAGCCCGUGACUAUUACUCUUCAGCACGUAGACCGAAAUACGGGUAAUGCAGCAGUGCACUGCGUCUUUUGGGACUUUGAGAAGAACAAUGGACUGGGUGGUUGGAAUACAUCGGGGUGUGAAAUGGAAUAUACAGAUAUGAAUUACACAAUCUGUUUUUGUAACCAUCUUACCCAUUUUGGAGUCCUACUGGACUUGUCCCGGACACAGACAGAUAUCACACACGAUCGUAUAUUAACUCUGCUAAGCUAUGCAGGAUGCGGUGCUUCUUCCCUGUUUUUGGGUAUAACGCUGGUGACGUAUCUAGCCCUGGAAAAGCUGCGGAGAGACAACCCUUCAAAAAUCCUGCUCAAUCUCUGUGCCGCACUGCUGAUGCUCAACAUGGUCUUCCUCACCAAUUCCUGGCUGUCCUCCUUCAACCAGCCCGGUCUCUGUAUCACCGUGGCCGUGCUGCUUCACUAUUUCCUUCUUGCGGCUUUCACGUGGAUGUGCCUGGAGUCUGUUCACUUUUACUUGGCUCUUGUCAAAGUUUUCAAUGUUUAUGUCCCAAAGUACAUCCUCAAAUGCUGUGUUGCUGGCUGGGGGAUACCGGCUAUUGUAAUUACUAUUGUGCUGAUUAUAAAUAAAGACUUCUACGGCAAUGGAUCACAUUCGGAGGGCAACCCAUUCAGUAAUUUUUGCUGGAUUCAAGAGAACAUAGUGUUUUACAUCUCCGUUGUGGCCUAUGUCUUUGUAAUCUUUUUGACGAAUACCGCCAUGUUCAUCACUGUUCUCCUUCAAAUCCACUCCGUGAAAUCAAGGACACAAAAGAGAUCCAGAAUCUGGAAACGGGGUUUUCUCCAAGACCUCAAAAGUGCUUUCAGCUUGAUGUUCCUUUUGGGCUUAACUUGGGGCUUUGUCUUUUUUGCCUGGGGAGCAGUGAGGAUAUUUUUCUUGUAUCUCUUCAGCAUUUUUAACACCUUGCAAGGGUUCUUUAUCUUUGUCUUUCACUGCCUAAUGAAGGAAGAAGUAGUGAAGCAAUGCCGAGUACACUUUUGCUGGGGAAGAUGUCAUCUGAAUAAUUAUUCUGACUGGAGCGGGUCAGGUGGAACUGCUGGAUCUACACCAAGGCGUUUAAACCACACCUCACCCUCCCAGCGUUUGUGGAGUCUAAAUUCUAAUGGAACAAGUACAACUUUCAAUGGUUCAAAUUUCCUUCCCAAGACUUCUCCGGAUGGAAAUUCUAGGAUCGCUGAAGUUCAUUACAACCCGAGUGCUGUACCUCCAGACGACGGUGAGACCAAACAGCCUUGUUCACGAAGAAUACUACCCAUGGAUACAGACCGCACUAUCCACAGAGAGCAAGAUUUUUUCACUGAUACUGAAUUUGUUUUCUUCUGA